Bufo gargarizans (Asiatic toad) is the source of this 3441-nucleotide messenger RNA. It is a transcript of the gene C3H1orf116, whose product is annotated as chromosome 3 C1orf116 homolog. The transcript is spliced from 4 exons. Bases 316 to 2619 code for a protein of 767 amino acids. The record is from RefSeq and is a predicted model, not a curated record. Lineage: Eukaryota; Metazoa; Chordata; Amphibia; Anura; Bufonidae.
GCAACACUCUAUCUGGAACCUGUAGGCACAGAAUAUGGGGGAGACCUUGGAUUCUCCUCAGAGUUGUCCAGUCUGACUUAUUGGAGAGGAAGAUACCAGAUUGCUUCAUUUCUUAGCAGCAAAAAACAUUUUCGAGAAGUGAAAAUACAACGUCUCAGCAUUUUAUACUUCUACUUGAAGGAAGGAGAAAAAGUUCCUCCUGUCUAUAGGGCAGACUAUGCUUGUGAGAGCAGUCAGGGAGUUAACCUUAUCUGUCCUGGAGCAACACUUCAGCAUUCGGGAAUAAAAUCGCUCAAAUCUUCUGUGUUUUGGGUAAUGCCUGAAAAAACCCUUUCGACACGGCAUGUAGGGAUGGAAGCCUUGAAUAGUGUGGGCAGCACUGGAAGCUGUGACAGCAUGGAAAGCAUUUCUUCCAACCAUUCAGCAUUUAGUGGAGAUGGAUAUGAUCAUCUUUCAGCUGAAGAACGGGAAUGCUUGAUGUUUCUGGAGGAAACCAUAGACUCUCUGGACAAUGAAGAUGAUAGUGGGGUAUCCAAUGAUGAACUGGAAACGACUGAAAAAUCCACCAGUCAUGUAACAGAACCGCCAAAGGUUCCAACUUCAGGUGGUAAUGACAAAACAAGACCUAUUGCAACUCCAUUCCCAAAAUUAGAGGAAUGGGCCUCUGGUCCCAAAAUUCCACAGGGAUAUCACAGUUUCCCAAGGAUAAUACAAGCAUCUCGGGAGGAAACCACAAAGCCUAGCACUGAAUCAAAAGUUCCAGAUUCUAACUUGGAUCAAACUAAGCCAUGGUAUGGGAAACCAAAAAGCAUGUCUUCAAUUAACAGACCACAAACAGGGGAACCUUCCAUAUCAGACUUGCUGAUUAUACCACCACCUGAACCAUUCAGAGAUCCCCAGAGUAAUAUAGACAAGAGACGUUCUGUUACUGAUCCCACAGAUGCACGUGAAGUAAGAUAUGACAAAGCACUAUUAAGACCAUCUACAAUCUCAGAAUAUAAAGAGAUUCAGCCUGUAGUAAAGCCAAUGCCUUCACUGUUCCCAAGGGUCUCCUCACCAAAGACUGCCACAACUUCACAAGAAACUAUAAGCCAGACUGAAGCAAAAUUUGUGGACAGCAAGCAAGGCCCACCAACAGCACCAAAGCCACGCACACUGCCACCACACAUAAUUAUUAAGUCAAGCUCAGGAGUGGUAUCCAAUCUAGAUCCACAGAAAAGACCAAGAACAUUUUCAGCACAUGAGAGGAUCAUGGACAAAGCUCAUGAACCUACAAUCUCAAAAGUUCCUCAUUCUAAGGAAAAAGAACGUGCUAGGUUUGAAGCACUACAAAAAUUAGGUUUGGAUGGUAAGUCAAGUUCACAGGAGAAUCUUUCAAUUAGGUCUUCAAAAACUGAUCUCUCUAUGUCACCAGGUGUUGGUGACCAAGGCUACAAAGAUGUUAACAGAAAAAGUGAUGUUGAUCUGCCAAAUAGACCAGAUUUAAUCGGGUCUGUCCCUUCACAACCUUCAAUUAUUAUUCAUAAGACAGAUGAUAGUCAUGUAAGAGUUGAAAGCCUGAGCAAGAACAGAUUGAGCAUGAAAUCAAACCCUCUAGAAAAAGAUGAGCCUGUGAGCGGAAAAGAUCCUAAAGCUGUAGAAGUACCUCCACAGCAUCAUAUUAAAAGUAGUAUUUUCGGAAGGAACAGGCCCAGCAUGAAGGUCAAUGCACAAGAAAAAGCAGAUAAUGUAGUAAUUCAGACGCCCAAACCUUUAAAUGAGGUCCACACGGUAACUGAUUGCUCUCCUAAAAACACUGAAGCAGACACCACAAAACACAUGUCGCCAUCCCAUGUAGAUAGCAAAUCUGAUAAAACUGGAUUUGCAGCUAAUGAAUUACAUACUGGAUCAGGCGUACUUUUAAGAAGUCCAAAACAAGAUCGGGAUAGAUCCUCAACUUUGAUAAAAAACCCAGCUGAAAAAAAAACUGGUGUCCCAGAAAUUAACCCUACACCAGUCAAACCAUCUGAACGUUUAUCCAUAGGUGAGAAGCAUCAGGAAAACUUGGGUUCCUAUGAAAAUAUUUACCAAAUCAGUACCAGUCCUGGAAAAACCUAUAAUAUUCCUCGACCAAAGGACAUUGUGGUCACUCACAACAGUUCAGACAUAAUUAGAGUUAAAACAAAUGAUAAAGUCCUUGAUAAGAGCAACAGGCACAGCACUCAUUUUGAACCUUCCAAUGAACCUUAUUUGCACUUUCCUCAAGGGUCAGUUCCUGGCAUCAGACAAAUAAACAUUAAGGCAAACACAUUGGAAAGGUCUGGUGUGGGCCUCAGUGGAUCCAUGUCUAGCAUUGAAAAAGAACCUCAAAAAGGAAACAAUUCGUUCUUCAAAAAAUCACUGUUUUCUGGUAAUUUCUUGCGUAACAGCAGGCCUAGGCCAGCAUCCCUUGGUACUGGAAAAGACUUUGCUGGCCUGGAGCCAUCUACAACAGACGGCGAAACUAGUGAAAAGCGCUCUAUCUUUUCAAGACCGUCUCGCCCAUCUGCUCCCGUUACUAGUGUUAAGAUUACUCCUAAAGGUGCUUCAGAAGAGCACAGAAAAGAAGCCUUAAUAAAACUUGGCAUUCUAAAGGAAUAAGCAAUGGCAGAAAACAUAACCUGUAAAUUGACUGACUAGUAAUGUGCCAUUACAGAGCACUCUUAGUGAUAAUGUGAUCGUAUUUUAGUCAUGGGAUCUUUGAUCCUGACACUUUUCCUUGUUAAAAUGGCAAUUCAUUAUCUACACCUAAAGGAAUCUUGGUAUAUCCUAUAAAAACUUUUUAAACUCUAUUAAUCCUGAAGCUGAAAUUCAAAAUUAAAUAUAAUUGAUGGUAAGAAAUGUUGCUAUUACAUACAGCUGAAUCUUUGUACAUAACUAUAAUACCCAUGGCACAUAUUAAUAGGGAUUCAACAUUGUAAAGCACUUGUUAAUUUUCUACUUGGACUUAUGUGCGGUCUAGUUAAUGUAUGGUAAUAUUUAACACUUGACAAAAAGGCAUAAAAAUACCCCCUUUUUUUUUCUCCUCUAAUGUAUCCCGAUUCCGCAUUAAGCAUUUUAUUUAACUUGUUACUAACCAGUUGUUGGUACAAGGGUAAUGUACAGUCCUAACGCAUGAAUGUAAAUAUAUUAAAUGUUAACCCUUUAUGUUAAAGAAAGACUGAGAAAAUGGUUUUGUUUCGAGAGGUGAUAUGGAAUGAGAAUUUAAGUGUGACUCAUGUAAACAGGUAAAUGUAGACUUUCAUCUGCCAAUUCACUUGGAACUGUGAAAGCCUUUAACAUUUUUGCUUGUAUGUAGGCUGUAGAAAAGCCUGUUCUAUACAGUAUAAUUCUGAGAUGCUCUUGGUUUAUGUAUGUUUUGUUUUUAUUGCACACUGUAUUUACCUGUACAUUGCCUCAUUAAUAAAAAUUUUAUUAAACCUU